UACUCUCUCCUACAAUUUGUUUUCUUCUCACUUUCUCAACCUCGUUCUCAUGGAGUUCCCUGACCCUCGAAAUCAAAAUCUUAAUUCUUUACAAUUUUGUCAAUAAAAUUCUUAGUUUGAUCUUCAAAUUCUUGUUCUUGGAUAAUUAACAGCUAACGGUGUGUUUCAUUCUGCUAAACAAUAAUCACAUGGCUGCUGGUCUUUGCAACUUUCUUCAUGGCUUGAAACCGACGAUGGUGAUGUUGCUAGUUCAGGUCAUUGGUGCUGGGCUUAAUUUAAUGCUCAAGUUGGCCUCCAAGGAUGGCAUGAACCUUCAAAUUUUGGUUGCUUACCGAUGCAUCUUCGCAACCAUUUUCUUGGCUCCAUUUGCUUUCUUCCUCGAAAGAAAUACCAGACCAAAGUUGACAUGGAUGGUCAUCUUCCAAGCAUUCCUUUGCGGCUUAUUUGGGGGAACGAUGUCUCAAAACUUAUACGUGGCAUGUUUACAAUUAACUUCUGUGACAUUUGCAACAGCCAUGGGAAACCUUAUUCCAGCCACAACAUACAUCAUGGCUGUGAUUUUCCGCCUAGAGAGGCUCAGGAUUCGGACCCUAGCAGGUCAAGCAAAGAUACUGGGGACCGCCAUAGGCAUAGGAGGGGCAAUGGUGUUGACCUUUAUAUUGAUGGGGAUUGAUCGUGAUCGUUGA
This is a messenger RNA of Macadamia integrifolia, 686 nucleotides long. RefSeq names its product WAT1-related protein At1g09380-like. Gene Ontology annotation, molecular function: transmembrane transporter activity. The coding region runs from base 189 to 686 and encodes 165 amino acids. Lineage: Eukaryota; Viridiplantae; Streptophyta; Magnoliopsida; Proteales; Proteaceae. Gene Ontology annotation, cellular component: plasma membrane. The transcript has 5 exons. The record is from RefSeq and is a predicted model, not a curated record.